AUGGCUCCUGGCCCAGAUCUUCAGGAUCCAAAGAAGGAAGAGCAAUGGCACAUCAUGCCCCUUUCUCUCAGUUCCAAGAAUGUAUGGAUGGUGGUGCUCCUGAGUAGAAUCAGCUGGACAGUAGGAAGCAUAAACUGUCCCAAGGAAUGUACAUGCAAAUACCUAUCUGUCAAUUGCACAGGGAAACUGCUGGAAAAGUUCCCAAUUACAAUUCCACUGGAUACCAGACAGCUGGUUCUGGCUCAAAACAAACUCAGCUACUUGCCCUCAUUAGAGUUGCAUUUUCUCAGUGACUUAGUCUACCUAGAUUGCAACAGCAACACUUUAGGUAAGGACCUGGAUUUCACUUUUGACAGCAUGAUCAAGCUUAUCUACUUAGACCUCAGCUUUAACAACCUCACACAGGUAACGUUUGGCACCUUUUCACAACUCAGCAGUCUGGUGGUGCUAAAACUCUCAGACAAUCCCAGCCUGAUGGAGAUUGAGAAGGACUCUUUUGCUAACAAUACCUGGUUGAGGCAUCUAGAUGUGAGCCGCUGCAGCUUGAUGUUCAUUGAUACGAGUACAAUCAGGGACUUGCCUAAUCUGAGAAGCCUGGGCUUAGGUGAGAAUCCCUGGUUCUGCAAUUGCUCCUUCAUGGAAUUUACUAUUAAUCUU
Messenger RNA from Ahaetulla prasina, 657 nucleotides. RefSeq names its product leucine-rich repeat-containing protein 52-like. The annotation marks the transcript as partial. Gene Ontology annotation, cellular component: voltage-gated potassium channel complex. NCBI's taxonomy places the organism in Eukaryota, Metazoa, Chordata, Lepidosauria, Squamata, Colubridae. The record is from RefSeq and is a predicted model, not a curated record. The transcript is spliced from 2 exons. Gene Ontology annotation, molecular function: voltage-gated potassium channel activity; potassium channel activator activity; transmembrane transporter binding.